AUGACACUUAAAGAAUAUCUCAUUGGUACGUGCCUUGGCUGUAAGAAAUGUUUAUAUUGUGGAGAUGAAUUAAGUAUUCAAAAAAAAAUGUACUCAUGUGAUAAAACUAUAAAACCAAGUAAAAAAAAUAGGACAAACAAAGUAAAGGUUGCAUACUCUCAGGUUUUUGCACCUGAAUUAUUUUCCAAACAAUAUGAAUAUAUCAAAGAUAAUGUCACUCGUUUCAACUAUUCUUUGGAUCUCACUACAAAAUUCAACUUCACUCUUUGCUCUUCAUGUCACAGUUAUUUUCAAAGGCAGAGAAAAUUCAUUAUUACUAAGGACACUUCAAAUUUUUUAGAAAAUAAUAAAUCAAAUGAUGAUUGUAUUAUCUUAGAUGAAUCUGAUGAUAAUACUAAGCAUGAAUUUAAAGUGGAUAAAAAAUCUGAAACUGAGCAAAUUACUAUAUCAUUUAAUUUGGUCAUAAAACUUUCUGCUGGCCUAUCAUUACCAUCGAAAUGGUUAGAAAUUGAGACUUCAUCAUUAGAUGAUAUACUUGCAGACAUUCACCAUUAUGUUGGAAAACUAACCAGUGAUGGAGAAAUUAUGCAUUCUGAUUAUUCAGUAUCAUUUAAGCUAGAAAAAUCAGGAGAGGUUAGAGUGCAAUUAGAAGACAUACAAGAUUAUAAAAAGUUCCUCUCAGAUUACAAAAAACUGGUAGAUAAAAAAAAGAACAUGUCAAUUAUAGUUUCUCUUAAAAAGAAAAGGCAAAAGAGAAAGGAAAUCUCAUAUUCUGAAGAAUCCAAAAGUGAGAAUAUCAAGUUGAAUAAAAAAAAAUGUGUAAUACCAAAAUUAAAAAAUUUUUCUACAAUUUUACAACAAGAAGGCCAUAUAAUUUGUGAAUUGAGAGAGAAAUACAAAUGCAAUCAGUAUAAUGCAUCAUGUUUUAUUGGCGAUAAAAGACAUAUAAAACUUACAGCUAUGCACCUGCAAUGCUAG
Rhizophagus irregularis DAOM 181602=DAOM 197198 is the source of this 978-nucleotide messenger RNA. NCBI's taxonomy places the organism in Eukaryota, Fungi, Glomeromycota, Glomeromycetes, Glomerales, Glomeraceae. The record is from RefSeq and is a predicted model, not a curated record.